UAUUAUUGUUACAUAAAGUCAUUUCCAUGUAACCGUAGUCAGUGCCUUCGUAGUAAUGUAAUACUCCAUACCAGCGUACUUCUAGUGUUCAAGUCAAGCGAAAUCACGGUAGACAACAAUGGCGGCGCCCAUCAUUCGAGUUCGGAGCACUGAUAAAGAAGUUUCAAAUGAUUUGUGUCAGUUUGUUAUCGACAAAGCAACUUCAUCAAUACAAGAAAGGGGAAUAUUUACAGUUGGGGUUUCAGGAGGAAGUUUAGUUAAAUAUCUGUGCAAUGGUUUGCCUUCAUCAAAAACAGACUGGACAAAAUGGAGAAUAUUUUUUUGUGAUGAAAGACAUGUGCCAUAUGAUAAUUCAGAGUGUACAUACAGUUUAUAUAAAACUGGACUUGUUGAUAAAGUUGGUAUGCCUCCAGAAAAUAUAUUUCCCAUAAACCCAGACAUAUCAGUUGAAGAUGCUGCUGUUGAUUACGAGAAAAAGAUACGACUGGUUUUCCCAGGAACAGAUAUUCCUAGAUUUGAUCUGUUGCUGUUAGGAAUGGGACCAGAUGGACAUACAUGCUCUCUCUUUUCUGGGCAUCAACUGUUGGAAGAAAAGACUAGAAUAAUAGCACCAAUUAGUGAUUCACCAAAACCUCCACCAGCACGUGUUACCAUGACUUAUCCAAUUAUAAACAACUCCUCAUGUGCUGUGUUUGCAUCUUGUGGAGAGGGUAAAGCUGAUAUAGUCCAGAGAGUAUUAGAGGGAAAGGAAGAUGUUCUUUUACCAGCUGCCCGUGUACGUCUUACCAAUGGAGAUGUAAUUUGGUAUUUAGACAAAGGCGCUGCAUCAAAACUGAAAAACAUUUGACUAGGAAAGUCAAUUAGUAAAAUAUAGUAGGAAAGAACUUUGCAUUGUUGUCAAAGUUCAUAUAUGCAUUAUAAAGACACAUUUUACUAGAGUAUUGCUAUAUAUUCUCAAUUUUUCUAUUAAGCUGCUUACAUUCUCUUCCAAUUUUUCAAAAUGUUAAAUAUCAUUCCAGCUUAGUUUGAAGCUUGUUUUCAUAAUAUAAAAUGAAUUUUAAUAUUGCAUCAUGGGAAAUAAAAAAAAAUGAACGUUUGUUACAUAAUUUUGUUAAUGAAUUUUGAAUAUGAAUUAAAUGAAUAUAUUCUCAA
Messenger RNA from Mytilus trossulus (common blue mussel), 1152 nucleotides. Its product is annotated as 6-phosphogluconolactonase-like. The record is from RefSeq and is a predicted model, not a curated record. The coding region runs from base 119 to 847 and encodes 242 amino acids. Lineage: Eukaryota; Metazoa; Mollusca; Bivalvia; Mytilida; Mytilidae. The transcript has 5 exons. Gene Ontology annotation, molecular function: 6-phosphogluconolactonase activity. Gene Ontology annotation, biological process: carbohydrate metabolic process; pentose-phosphate shunt.